AUGGAGGCCCUGACAGAAGUCGUGCCGUCGGUGGAGACAGCAUCCACGCCGACGACUCACCAUGACGACGUCGCCGCCAAAGCUGCCCUGACGCCGCCGACGAGCGAAGACAACGACAAGAGAGACGAGAGGAUGUCGUCAGAGCUAUCUGAUAUUGACAGCGACGAUGGCGAGGAUAUCGAGCCUGACCAUUAUUUCGAGGGCGGAAAGAUACCAGUGUUCAAGCCGACCAUGGACCAGUUCCGCAAUUUCAAGAGAUUCAUCGACAAGAUUGACAAGCACGGAAUGAAGUCUGGCAUUGUGAAGGUCAUUCCGCCUGACGAUUGGCGCAACGCCCUUCCCGACCUCAGCGAACAGAUCAAGUCGAUCAAAGUCAAGAACCCCAUUAUGCAAGAAUUCGCCGGCCAGCACGGUAUCUACACCCAAGCGAACAUCGAGAAGCAGCGCUCAUACAACUUGCCUGAAUGGCGGGCUGUUACCGACGAGCCGCAUCAUCAACCCCCGGCAAAGCGAGGCGAGCGCCGGAAAGCUGCUGCAGAAGCACCGUCCAGGACGCGUUCCACAAGAGCUCAGGCCGCCCCCACGAAGACUGACGAUGCUCCUAAACGUGGACCCGGACGCCCUCGCAGACGUCAGACCAAGACUGAGAAGAAAGACGAGGAUGAUGACGCCGAUUCCAUCGACGUUCCUCCCACGCCCACCUCGCCAGGCAGGGAGGAGAAGAGGACGACGCGGAGACGAGUCAAGAAAGAGGACCAGGAUGAUGCACCACCGACAAAAGCACGUGGUCGCCAGCCCAAAAUUGACCAGAAGAAAUCCGUUUCGUCUCGCCGUCUGAACAACAGAGGUGCAGUCGCAGAUUACAUUGACGAAGAAGCCUUUGACGAGUUUGACUAUCACCUGGAAGGCCUUGAGGAAUACACGGUUGAGCGAUGCAAGGAACUCGAAGACAACUACUGGAAGACCAUCAACUACGGCCAGCCCAUGUACGGCGCUGAUAUGCCAGGCUCGCUGUUCGACGACCGGACAACUUCGUGGAACGUUGCGAAGCUCCCCAACCUACUCGAUGUUCUUGGUACAAAAGUCCCGGGUGUCAAUACUGCAUACCUUUACUUAGGCAUGUGGAAGGCUACAUUUGCCUGGCAUUUGGAGGACGUGGAUCUUUACAGCAUCAACUACAUCCACUUCGGCGCCCCCAAGCAGUGGUACAGCAUCUCGCAGGAAGAUGCGCGACGAUUCGAGGCUGCCAUGAAGAGCAUCUGGCCGAAUGACGCAAAGCACUGCUCUCAGUUCUUGCGACACAAGACUUACCUGAUCUCUCCUCAGCGACUGGAGAAGGACUUCAACAUCAAGGUCAAUCGGCUGGUUCACUACGAGGGCGAGUUCGUCAUCACGUAUCCGUAUGGAUACCAUUCCGGUUACAACAUUGGUUACAAUUGCGCUGAGUCGGUCAACUUCGCGAACGAGUCUUGGUUGAGUUACGGAAGAAUUGCCAAAAAGUGCAACUGCGAGUCGGACAGUGUCUGGGUUGAUGUGAACGAAAUCGAGCGCAAACUGAGGGGUGAACCAACACCUGAAUACUACGAAGAAACGGACGACGAAGAUGAUGAGGACGGUGCGGACCUUCUUCCCAGUCCUCCACCCAGCGUUGUCGGUAAGCCCAAGAAGAAGCCUGGCAGGAAACCAGGAAACAAGAGGAAGCGAGCAAACGACGAGGUUCAAGAAACGCCGCGACCCAAGAAGCUGAAGCGCAUUCGAAUCCGCCUUAAGAUACCGGGUAGAGGCAUGCCGUGUAUUUUGUGCCCCAACGAUGUCGAAUACGACGAACUCCUGCCAACGGACAACGGUAUGAAGGCCCAUAGGAUUUGCGCCGACUACACUCCAGAGACGUGGAUAUCCUCGAAGCCAAACGAGAAAGUAUGCAAUGUCGCCAAUAUCGGCAAGGACCGUCUCGAGCUCAAGUGUAACUAUUGUCGAUCGAAACGUGGCGCGGUCUUCCAGUGUUCCCAGAAGAAAUGCACUAGGGCUUUCCACGCCACUUGCGCUGUGGCGGCUGGUGUGCAGGUCGAUCUUGGUCCCAUGCCCACGUUUGACGAGGAGGGCACUGAGUACUUCUAUGAUGGAUAUGACUUCCGAUGUCGCUUCCACCGGCCGAAGAAGAGGAAUAACAAGACUGUUGAUGUCGAGUCAUUGGAGAAGGACAAGUUCGUCAUGAACUAUGGCAAGACGCUGAAGCCCAUGGACGUCAUCCAAUUCCAGUAUGUUGGAGGCGAGAUGUACCAGAUCUAUGGUGCACAAGUUGUCGAGAACCGGCCUGGCGAGCAGUCUGCGCUGGUCGAUGUACUUCCGGAUGGCGACCGUGUGGAGGUUGAGUGGAAGUACAUCCUGAAGCUCCAUCCUGAAGAAUCGCAGCGCCUCAAGCCAUCCGCAAACGCCAAGCCACUCCCCGAGCAUCUCAAAGAAAGCGACGCAUCUCUGGACAUUACCAACCGCACGGAUGGUGUUCCAGAGAUUGGCGACCCAUUCCAUGAUCCCAACUCUGAACAAAGAUGGGCCGAGUGGCACACUGCGCCGGAGGUUACUCGGAGAGCUCCCAAGAUUGAUUUUAGCAAGGAGAAUCGACUCUGGUACUAUCUUGGAAAACCAUCGACCGAGGCAAAGCCGCAGUAUACGGAGAACUUGGCGCUACGAAGAAACAACCCCAAGAGCAACUUCAUGGACACUGUCAGACCUCCGCCUCCGCCCGUUCCGGUAUUCGACCGGCGCUCCUACCCGGCUUCGUACCCACUCAAGCCAGCUCCUAUCCAGACUCAAAUGCCCCCGCGCACGCCGAUGCAGCAACAGAUUCGACCUGCAGACAGACCAUAUACGUACAAGCCGAGGGAGGGCAUGAUGACGACGUGGAAGUCGCCUGUUUACAAUUCCGGGGCGGAUACGCGAAACAAUCCAAACUCUCCUGUUGCUCAUCAACCAAACGUCAGCUACGACCACCGAGCGCCGGCCCCUCCGAAUGGACAGCAGGCAUAUCCCGCAUAUCACAGCCAUCGUCCCCCGCAGCAGCAGCAGUACCAGUAUCAGCCAUACGUACCGCCUCAGAACAACUCCACCUCGAGUUGGAAGCAACAGCCCGUGACCGCAGGGCCACUGCUCAAUGGUAUCGAUCAAUAUGCUCACCCGUAUCAGUCCAACCAGGCCUUGCCGCCAUACCCAUACCAACCUCCGGCUAGCUCGCAGAGCCCUCGACAGCUGCCGCCAUUCCCGUACGCUUCAGGUUCAGGCCAGAACAUGACGCCGGCAUAUAGCCCUGCAGGUGCUCACAACCGAGCCACGCAGGCUCCACCUCCAUCUUCGCAUGGCAUGUUGAGCAACCCAUCUGGGACUCCCAACCCUCCAAUGUACGCCGUCUCACCCUCCUCCUCUAUCGUUUAUGCUGCAACCUCCCCUAUUGAAUAUCUUGCCUACGUAACGAACUACCCCUACCUCAAAAACGCGUACCUUCGGCGAGCAAAAACUUACAUUUCUCCUUAUAGUCCUGGUGGUGGUUUUACACCAGAGUGGAAGCCCAAGCCGACGACAGCACGUCCUGCGAUUGCUCCAAGGCCUCCCCCUGCGGCGCAACAGGGAUCCCAUCAAGGACACCCGCCGGCUGGUGCGUCUGCCCCGCGGCCAACAGCACAGUUUCAGUCUCCCCACGACUUCCAGCGCGAAAUGGAGCGAGCACCACAGGCUGGGAACGGAACGCCGAAAUGGGAGCAGAUGCUCAAGCAGCUGGCCACGUCGACGGGUUCUGCAACUGCGCCGACCGUCACAGCGCCCCCGUCAUAUGCGUCGCAGUCCCCAUAUCCGCCGCAGCCCCAAUACACACCCUCGUCAAGCGGACCGUGGACGCAGCCGCCGCAGACGGAAUCCCAGCGCCCGAUCCCAAGCCCGCUGAGCGACGGAGCAACGAGCCCGCAGAGACCCGAGUACAGUCCUAUCAGCGACGACGGCAACGCCACGGUCGCUGCGCCGUCUCCUGUGCCAGGGCAGUCGGCGGUCCACGGUGCAGGCGCGGAGACGUGGCGGUAUACUUAG
Messenger RNA from Dothidotthia symphoricarpi CBS 119687, 4074 nucleotides. RefSeq lists its product as uncharacterized. Gene Ontology annotation, molecular function: histone H3K9 demethylase activity; histone H3K36 demethylase activity. Gene Ontology annotation, cellular component: nucleus. Bases 1 to 4074 code for a protein of 1357 amino acids. The record is from RefSeq and is a predicted model, not a curated record. The transcript has 3 exons. Gene Ontology annotation, biological process: chromatin remodeling. Lineage: Eukaryota; Fungi; Ascomycota; Dothideomycetes; Pleosporales; Dothidotthiaceae.